ACAACAAAACUGUGAUGGAGGCAACAGGAGUUAGAAAACUAUUCACUGCAGGAAGUCCCAGUAUCCGGUGAGAAAUAAGAAGUACAACAGCACAGGAUGCGCCUUGGGUCAGGAGGACGUGAAAAGCCUGCAGUCUUUGUGUCCUCCUCUGUACCAGAGUGUCAGUGUCUGAGCCCUCAGCGUCCCUUGGAGCACAGAUCUGCUGUCACUGCCAGGCUUCCAGCAUCCCACUGAGGGCAACACAGAGGACACAAUGGCUACCUCCACCAGCCUGUUGCUGCUGCUGCUACUGCUCCUGAACCAGCCCUGGGCAGGGUCCAGCACUGAGACACAGAUGGUGGUGUGUGCAGGGACUGCUUGCUACACAGCCCACUGGGGCAAGCUGAGUGCGGCUCAGGCCCAGCUUCACUGCAGCAAGAACGGGGGCAACUUGGCCACAGUGAGGACUGAGGAGGAGGCCCAGCACAUCCAGCGAGCACUGGCCCAGCUCCUGCAGCCAGGGAUGCCUCUGGCAACCCGGGUGGGCAAGUUCUGGAUAGGACUCCAGCGAGAGAAGGGCAAGUGCUUGAACCGCAGCCUGCCACUGAAGGGCUUCAGCUGGGUGGGUGGUGGGGAGGACACACCUUAUGCCAACUGGCACAAGGAGGCCAGGAACUCUUGCAUCUCCAGGCGCUGUGUGUCCCUAAUGUUAGACCUGUCCUUGCCUCCCCUCAUAAGCCGCCUCCCCAAGUGGUCUGAGGGCCCCUGUGGGAGCCCGGGCUCUCCUGGAAGCAACAUUGAGGGUUUUGUGUGCAAGUUCAGCUUCAAAGGCAUGUGCCGGCCUCUGGCCCUGGGAGGCCCAGGCCAGGUGAACUACACCACCCCCUUCCAGGCCACCAGCUCCUCCUUGGAGGCAGUGCCCUUUGGCUCCAUAGCCAAUGUGGCCUGUGAGGGUGGGGGAAAGAGUGGGCAACAUUUCUUCCUGUGCAAGGAGAAGGCCACUGAUGUGUUCAACUGGGGCAGCUCGGGUCCCCUCUGUGUCAGCCCCGAGUACGGCUGCAACUUCAACAAUGGAGGCUGUCAGCAGGACUGCUUCGAGGGGGGGGAUGGCUCCUUCCGCUGUGGCUGUCGCCCCGGGUUCCGGCUGCUGGACGACCUGGUGACCUGUACCUCCCGGAAUGCUUGUAGCUCCAGCCCCUGUGGAGGGGUGGCCACAUGCGUCCCUGGACCCCUUUGGAAAAGCUACACUUGCCUCUGCCCCCAAGGCUACCAGCUGGACUCAACUCAGCGGGACUGUGUAGAUGUGGAUGAGUGCCAGGAUUCCCCUUGUGCCCAGGAGUGUAUCAACACCCCCGGGGGAUUCCACUGCCAAUGCUGGGUGGGCUACGAGUCCAGUGGCCCUGGAGAGAGAGCCUGUCAGGAUGUGGAUGAGUGUGAGACAGACCACUCACCCUGUACCCAGGGCUGCACCAACACAGAUGGCUCCUUCUACUGCUUCUGCAAGGACGGCUAUGUUUUGACUGGGGAGGACGGCACCCAAUGCCAGGAUGUGGACGAGUGUGAGGGCCCAGAGAGAAGCCUCUGUGACAGCUUAUGCUUCAACAUGCAAGGGUCCUUCCGCUGCAGUUGCUUGCCAGGCUGGGAGCUGGCCCCUGAUGGGGUCUCCUGCAUCAUGGGACCCACGUCCCUAGGACGAUCGGCUGGGUCUCUCCAAGGCGAGAACACAGGAGCUAGAGAAGGGAAAAUUGAGCCUCCUGCCACAAUGCCAAGUCCAACUGGGGACCCUAAGGGCACCUCCAAGGUGGUACCCACCAUGAGGAGACCCUCCCUCCCACGCAACGCCUCUAUCACCCCUGCCCCACCCAAGACACUGACCCCCAGCAGGCUCCCUGGCAUUUGGAUUGAGCCCAGCAACCAUCACCCCACAACCACCACUGGCCAUGAGGAGUCUACGGGUGGUGAUUUCAUGGUCCAACAAAGGGAUGAUGACACCGAUAGGAAAAAGCUGCUUUUGUUCUACAUUCUGGGCACUGUAAUGGCCAUCUUACUCUUGCUGGCUCUGGCCCUAGGACUGCUGGUCUACCGCAAGCACAGAGCCAAGAGGGAGAAGGAGAAAAAGCCCCAGAGCACAGCAGACAGCUACUCCUGGGUUCCAGAGCGAACUGAGGGCAGGGCCAUGGAAAACCAGUACAGUCCAACACCUGGGAUGGACUGCUGAAGGUAAGGUGGCCCCAGAGACACUGACAGUCAGCUGUCAUCAGCUGUCACCAUCAUCAGAGCUUUAUGCUCCCCAUCAGAAAGCAGGACCCACAUCCUUCUGAAACACUGGACUGGAAUCUUAGCAAACAGUUGCAAACUUUCUCUUUAAAGGCCUGGCAACUUGGAAUGUACAGGUAUAUUCUCUGUGUGUGUGAUACCCCUGAAAUUGGGUGUCACUGCAGGAAUUUUGUGAAUAUUAACAAUUCUCACUCACUCUCCCUUGUGAAAUUCAAAUGUGACUGAUUUCAUUUAUUGCACUGAUUCUAGAUUACAAGUUAGGUGCUAAUGGGCUCCUUUUGAACUGCUUCUCUGCUGACUGGAGUCUAUAAGAAGAAAAGGGAUCUGAUAAUGCUAAGUAGGACUGAAAUGGUUUGUUUCUCUUAGUAUAUUGGAGACUAAGUCAAUUAAUAGUUUAAUUAUAUAAGAAAGUUUUUUUGUUUUGUUUGUUUGUUGUUUUUUUGUUAGAGGGAACAUAUUUAGGACCGGGAACAUCUCUUUACCUUUAUAUUCAUGCAUUUUCCCAUCAUAAGUCCUACUGACCUUGAUGUUGUUGAAAUCCUCCACAGUGACCAGAAAUCCACUUAAAUGCUUAAGUAGCAAGGAGGCAGGGAGUUUAGAAAUACGUUUCCUUGUUCUUAAGUUUCUGAUAGUCUUGGAUUUAUUUGCCACUGAAGCCUAAAAAUGUGGUAAAAGUGAUAUGAAGUGAGUUAAAAGCGUUUUUGAAAACAAAUAUUCUAAAGUGCUGGAGAGAGAGAGGCUGGGGGUUUGCUCCACAAGCAUUCGAAUCUAAAUUCAUCUAAAUGUUCUGAUGUUAACACAUACUUGACUACUGAUGAGAUGAGCAUUCAUGGAAAAAAGCCAAGGACAACUUGUCUCUGAGCCGGCACAGCCCCAAGACAUCCUCCACCCCAGGCUGCACGGCCUUCACUUCAUGCAGCUCUGGAUUUGAGUGCUUUGACUAGAUAGAAAAAGCACCAAAAAGUUUAUCAUUCUGAUGGUUUCUAAAGGAUGUGUGAGAGAAAUGAUAUGCUGAGCUCCGAAAGCUGUCAUCAUAAACUUUUUAGCACUGUUUAUAGUCCAUAUGGCACCCUGAGAACUUGAUUGUGAUUUGUGGCUGUAAAAUACAAAAAAGUCAAGGAUAGGUCAUGCAGGAUGCUGUCCCAGUGCUGCUUCAGGAACUUGUGUCCCCUUUCUCUGUUUUUCUUAAAAAGGAUUGAAGGGAGGGAGAGACAAUAACUAAAAUUGUUUGCAACAGCAAAAACUAUUCAAAGCAAUUUUAAUUUAUAUCCUCAUUUAUAAGUGCUUACUUGCAAAGAUUUGCCCUUAGGAUGUGGUCAAUAGUGUAUAGUUCUGCUUGAGUCACCAGAAAGCAGCUGGGAUGGUGGGAAUUGUUAGAGCUGCCUGAGUAGCACUGGGAGGCCUCUGUUGGGUUGAUGGAGGGAGUGGGAAGGGCUGUCUUCUGCCACCAUAGAGAAGGACAAAGGGAAUGUGUUUCCUUCCAGAGGCUCCAAAUUCUGCCUCUCAGAAGGAGGAUACCUUACUGUUUCUAGUUUUGCCUUAGAGGCCCACACCCUGGGUGGGAGUAGCCCCAGGUGCACAGCCUUCAGGGUCAAGUAAAUAUCCUUUUGCCAAUUUUGAAAUGUAGAUGCUACAGUUCAGAUUUUUUCAAGACAAUGGAAAAGUGAAGGGUGGUGGUGGAAAGAAAUAUGGAGGCUCUGCGGGACAUAGUAGGGGUUUGGAAUUUCUGUUUUUUAAAGUCAGUUUUCACUUGGAAUACUGGUGUUUAACACUCAAGGAGACAAAAGCUGUGCCUAUUGGCCACAGGAUCCUUGGCAGUGCUUUGUAUGGGAACCCACUGUUUGGCCAUUUAGAUGAUUUUAAAGACUUGGCCAGAGGUGUUGCUGACAAGUAUCUGCACUUACAUGAACUAAAUACAAAUUCAACAGCUUUACUCCUCCACCUUUACAGUUUUUACUCUUUUCAUUUGGGAUAAAGGAGGAAUUCCUACUGUGGGCUUCACCCAAGGCCUCUGUGAUCCAGUGGGCCUUGAAUUCACUGAGGUCACCAAUGUGCCCUCUCAUUUCACAGUGUUCCAUUUUCUUCUAUAGUCCAGGCUCAUUUUCUGGUCUCUGUGUUUGAAUUCUUCUGUGGUAGGAAUAGACAACUUAGUUCCCCACGCUGGGGAGACCAUGUGGAUCCACACUGUGGAUCCCACAAAGGGAGAUAUGGUUUGGUACAUAGCAGUUUCUCAGAGUCCCCUCUGGCAGAGUUGGCCCUCUGAAGACCAGUGAGGUCUCCUGCUCUCAGGCCACUGCCCACCGGCAGCCUAGACCUCUGACCUGGAUGACCUCAGGCAGGAAAUCUGAUGGGAACUGUUGGCCUCAAACAGAUGCUUUUUUCUCCAAUUUAAUACUGCUGCAGUUCUGUCUGAGGUAUUUGAAUCCUUGUAUUGGGGAGCUUAGAGCCACAACAAUGGAUAAAGGAGUGUCCAACCUGCUGCUUCGCAAUUGGCUAAACACCUGUUUAUCCACGGGGGCACCCAGGUGGCUCUGCCAUGACACAGCCAGAGACUGAGCAUGGGGAGAGGUGGCUCUGCUUUGUGCAGACUCCUCCAACCAUGUCCCUGGGCUGGGCAGGGACAGAUCUGCCAAGCAGCACAAGUAGGACGAUGGAGAGAGAGAGAAGGCUCCACUUGACAACAAGCUCAAAGGCAAUGGAGACUUUUGUCCAAACAGUUUCCCAUAGUUCAAUAAUUCUGGAAGACUCUUGGAAAAACUAUAUUUGGGGCAAACUCACCAUCUUCCACCCUCUACCUCCCAAGGCAGAUAAUUUAAAGGGGAUGGCACCCUUAAACAUGCAGCCCACUAGAACCAUUCCUGAAUUUCAGGGACAGUCACGGCUCUUUUUCUUGUUCAUUAUUUGGAGAGGCCUGAUGCAGGAAGAAAAUGUCCCCAGGGAAUCUGAGGCAUGGAGAAAACCAAGGGUGAGGCAAUUUCCAAAAAUGCCUGGGGAGUGGUGGACUUGGUAAGUGUCCUUUGUAGGAUAACCCGUGGCUGCUCAACAACAUGGCCUCAUGGCAAAAGCAGCCAUGGAGGGUGGCUUGAUCAUAGUCCUGGUGACCUUGUGGUGCUACACAUCUGUGUGGGUGAAUUAAGUGGUUUCUGGGUUGAGGACAGGAGGACUUUGGCUGUAGUCACUGCCAGGCCUUGCAAAGCUAUCUUUAGCCCUAAGUGCUAGUCAGUGAUAGAGUAGCAACCCAUGGUAAAAGCUUUUCCUUACAUUUUACCAUGACCAGGCAAACAAGUGGAAUAAAAAGUUAAGCAUGUAGUGCAUGCUCAUGUACAUCGUGCAGGAGGGACUGAGUAUGAAACACAUCUUUUUUUUCUUAAAACACACAUGUAUGAGUUGCUGUUCUCUUUGACAUUCUAAUCAUGAGUGCUUGUCUGAGCAUGGGACCUGGGCUUUUUACCACUCAGCAAUCUUUGAAGAAUACGGAUUUGAUCAUUAAUUACUUUUAUUCCAACUUUCUUUCCCACAAAUAUUUUUGUGUGUGACAACUAAGAGAAGAGAGAUGAGAUUUGACCACAAAAAAAUGUACUAAAUUCAAAAUAAUGCAGUUUUUUUUAAAGCAAAUACAAGAAAGCCUUUUUGUAUUAUUUUUCUUCUGAGCUUCUCCAUUGUCUAGAUCAGGAAAACAGGAAAGCAUUGAUUUCUAGCAGCUGCAAAUGGUGUAAUAUCCCUACAUAUUUCCAUCACCUUAGACAAUAGGUUUUGGUGUGGGAAUCUGAGAUGUGAGCCCUGAAAACAUCUGUUCCUAUCUGGCUGCAAAGCUCACUGCUUAAAUCUGUGUGGUUUGUCAACCAAAAAAAGGGAACAAUAAUCAAAAUUCUUCAAGUAUCCAAUAAUUAAAUACCUUAUUCCAUUCCAGGUUACCAAAACUAAUACUCACUGAAGUGCUUUAAAAAAAAGAAUUAUGUUUUGGUCUGUUCUUAGAGAUAAUGCCCAUUUAUUUUAGGAAGAAGUUCUGGAAUUCUUUUUUUACGUUCUCUUUUAUCUGUAAGGUGGCAAGUGUUUCCUCUCAGCAGAUUUUGUCCCUUGUUCCCAGGGCUGAAGUUCUUUUGGAAUAUUUGGCUUACACGUGAAUUAGGUCAUAUGCAAGUCUCAUUCUGUGAUAUUAGGUGCGAUUCACAAAUGUCAGUAAUCGCUUUAUGAAUGCUAAAUGAGAAUGUAAAUAUUUUUAAAUAUGUGUGCUUGAAAUUUGUUCCACUAAUUCUGGAAUCAUGAAAUUUCUAGGCAGGAUUUAUUUUCAUCCUAGGCAUGAGUGCUUUGCAGUUUGGGGGGAGGGCACGCUUGAAGACUGCACUGUUCCUCAGAACUCUGAGAUACUGAGAGUCAUCUUGGGUCAGCCUCAAGAAAGGGCAGGUUUGUCGAUCUUUGCACUUUUUGUUACGAACUUAUUCUAAUAAACUCUGAAAUACA
Molecule: messenger RNA, 6717 nt
Organism: Hipposideros armiger (great roundleaf bat)
Lineage: Eukaryota; Metazoa; Chordata; Mammalia; Chiroptera; Hipposideridae
Gene: CD93
Product: CD93 molecule
Exons: 2
Coding region: 254-2197 (647 amino acids)
Molecular function (GO): calcium ion binding
Source: RefSeq, a predicted model, not a curated record